AUGUAUGCAGCGCGGAUGAAUCCACAAACGAGCGAAGGCCAACAAAAGCCUAUCGAGAUCUUCGAACAACUGCCUCUUUCCAAGCCGUCAACCUCUGAGAAUGACGAGCAAAGCGAGAGCUCGGAAGGAGAGCGGCCGCCCUUACCCCCGCGACCAAACACGCUGAGUCUAUUGAACGAUGAAACGAGCUCUCGUGCAACUUUACAAGCGGAGGCAACGACUGCAAUUUCACGAGGCGAUGUCGGGAUACAAUCGCCAGAAACUGGCGGAAGUGCCUACUCAACGCUGGCUGCUCGAGGCCUGGCUCGUGGUCCCAAGACUAGGACAAGCCUCAGCCAGUUGGCGAGUCCGCGAGGUAGCGAAGCUGGUGACUCAGCUAGCAUUCGAAGCUCGAUCCCGACUGCUGAUGCUGGGGAUGUGGAAGCGCUGUUCCUUGACUUUGCUGCUUCGGGGUCCAGUGACCAGGAAAGAAAUGCUACAGGGUUGCUGGAUUUUCCCGAAUUUGCGGCGGACGAUAUAGAUGACGAUGGGAUUUUGAGCGAAUUCGAAACUAUCGGUGAGCUGAACGAAGAAGGCGAGAAUGAAGAACUGCUACUGCAGCGGUGGAAAGCAAAACGCAAACACUAUGUGAUCCUUUCUGCGGCGGGUAAACCGAUCUGGACGAGACACGGUGAUAGUGGACUAAUAUCUGGCUAUGUCGGAGUUAUCCAAACCAUUAUAUCAUUCUAUGAAGACGCAGAUGACCAUCUGCGAAGUUUCACUGCUGGUGAUACUAGGUUUGUCAUCUUGACUCGGGGGUCUUUGCAUCUGGUUGCAAUCAGCCGUAUGAUGGAAAGCGAAAACCAGCUUCGCCUUCAACUAGAAGCAUUGUAUAUGCAGAUCCUUUCUACUUUGACCCUUCCCUCUCUGACCCAUCUCUUCUCUGUGCGUCCCUCCACCGAUCUGUCACGGCCCCUGCAGGGCUCAGAAACACUUCUAUCUUCUUUGGCAGACAGCUUCACGCGCGGGUCCCCGUCAACAUUGUUAUCUGCUUUGGAAUGUCUCAAAAUCCGCAAGCAACACCGCCAAAUUAUCAGCAAUGCCCUUUUGAAGACCAAAGCUAGCAGUCUGCUUUAUGGACUGGUUGUGGCUGGUGGACGACUCGUCAGUGUCGUCCGGCCGAAGAAGCACUCUUUACAUCCAGGCGAUCUACAGCUCCUGUUCAACAUGGUGUUUGAGGCUGAUGGUGUCAAAGCCGGCGGUGGAGAAAAUUGGAUUCCCGUCUGUUUGCCUGGCUUCAACAGCAGUGGUUAUCUUUACAUGUAUGUCAGCUUUCUGGAUAUUCGCGACGACAUCGAGAAUAGCGCAGAAAUUACCAAGGAUGAGUCUGUUGCCAUUGUGCUCAUCAGCCCCGAUAAAGAAGCGUUCUACGAUAUGCAAGGAAUGCGUGAUGCUCUCGUGGAGCAACUGGAGAAAAAUGGUAGUCUGAAAGAAAUCAAGAUUGCAAUUGACAAUGGUCGCCCAGCCACUACUGAUAUAGUUCCCGGAACUGUGCUCCAUCAUGUUAUCCAAACCAUUAUAUCAUUCUAUGAAGACGCAGAUGACCAUCUGCGAAGUUUCACUGCUGGUGAUACUAGGUUUGUCAUCUUGACUCGGGGGUCUUUGCAUCUGGUUGCAAUCAGCCGUAUGAUGGAAAGCGAAAACCAGCUUCGCCUUCAACUAGAAGCAUUGUAUAUGCAGAUCCUUUCUACUUUGACCCUUCCCUCUCUGACCCAUCUCUUCUCUGUGCGUCCCUCCACCGAUCUGUCACGGCCCCUGCAGGGCUCAGAAACACUUCUAUCUUCUUUGGCAGACAGCUUCACGCGCGGGUCCCCGUCAACAUUGUUAUCUGCUUUGGAAUGUCUCAAAAUCCGCAAGCAACACCGCCAAAUUAUCAGCAAUGCCCUUUUGAAGACCAAAGCUAGCAGUCUGCUUUAUGGACUGGUUGUGGCUGGUGGACGACUCGUCAGUGUCGUCCGGCCGAAGAAGCACUCUUUACAUCCAGGCGAUCUACAGCUCCUGUUCAACAUGGUGUUUGAGGCUGAUGGUGUCAAAGCCGGCGGUGGAGAAAAUUGGAUUCCCGUCUGUUUGCCUGGCUUCAACAGCAGUGGUUAUCUUUACAUGUAUGUCAGCUUUCUGGAUAUUCGCGACGACAUCGAGAAUAGCGCAGAAAUUACCAAGGAUGAGUCUGUUGCCAUUGUGCUCAUCAGCCCCGAUAAAGAAGCGUUCUACGAUAUGCAAGGAAUGCGUGAUGCUCUCGUGGAGCAACUGGAGAAAAAUGGUAGUCUGAAAGAAAUCAAGAUUGCAAUUGACAAUGGUCGCCCAGCCACUACUGAUAUAGUUCCCGGAACUGUGCUCCAUCAUUUCCUAUAUAAAUCACGCGCGAAUGUGCAGUUUACCAUGUCAUCGUACGCCCCUGAAUUUUCGUCAUUGACUCGACGACGAAGAUUGAUGUCGAUGUACAACAACUUACACGCUAGUAUCCACGCGAAAAAUACACACGUCAAAGUUCAUCACUGCGUCUCGCGGUCGGCGAGCUCCUUUGGGUGGGUAACUCCAGUCUUCGAACUCUACUGCAUUGCUGAGCCGACCACGAACCGAAAUGCACUCGCACAGAGCGCUAGCAAGGUCGCUCAGUGGGUUCAGCGCGAGGAAGAGAGGCUUUUCAUCAUUGGAGGUGCAGUUUUCUGA
This is a messenger RNA of Penicillium soppii, 2709 nucleotides long. RefSeq names its product guanine nucleotide exchange factor MON1. Lineage: Eukaryota; Fungi; Ascomycota; Eurotiomycetes; Eurotiales; Aspergillaceae. Gene Ontology annotation, biological process: vesicle-mediated transport; protein targeting to vacuole. Gene Ontology annotation, cellular component: Mon1-Ccz1 complex; fungal-type vacuole membrane. The coding region runs from base 1 to 2709 and encodes 902 amino acids. The transcript is spliced from 6 exons. The record is from RefSeq and is a predicted model, not a curated record.